Morus notabilis is the source of this 2292-nucleotide messenger RNA. RefSeq names its product MACPF domain-containing protein NSL1. Bases 122 to 1957 code for a protein of 611 amino acids. Lineage: Eukaryota; Viridiplantae; Streptophyta; Magnoliopsida; Rosales; Moraceae. The record is from RefSeq and is a predicted model, not a curated record. Gene Ontology annotation, cellular component: plasma membrane. The transcript is spliced from 7 exons. Gene Ontology annotation, biological process: plant-type hypersensitive response; regulation of salicylic acid mediated signaling pathway.
CGGCUGGGAGUGAUGACUAUUUCAAUGGGGUAUUCUUCGCUGCGAGGACUUCGAAGAACAUGUAAAGAGCCGAAAUCUCGUGCUUUUUUAUCAGUAUCGUCUUCGUCGUUCUCGUUUCUCGAUGGCCUCUGGUGGCGGAUUGAAUCCGCAGUCGGCGGCGGAGAAGGCGGUUUCGGUGAUCGGGUUCGGAUACGAUUUGUGUGCGGAUAUCCGGUUGUCGGCUUGUAAGCCGGGUCCUUCAGGGUCGAGAUUGAUAGAACUAGACCCGACGCAGACGAGGGAUUUGGUCAUCCCCGGUGGGGCCGUCGUCUCUAAUGUCUCCACCUCCAUCAAGUGCGAUAAAGGCGAGCGCACCAGAUUCCGCGCCGAUGUCCUUUCUUUUAAUCAGAUGUCAGAGCAAUUCAAUAAGGAACUUUCUUUGUCUGGAAAAAUUCCGACCGGGAUGUUCAAUGCCAUGUUUGGGUUCAAGGGCUGCUGGCAGAAGGAUGCAGCUCCCACUAAGAGUCUUGCAUUUGAUGGUUGGUUCAUAACUUUGUAUAACGUAGAGUUAGAAAGGUCCAACAUCACGCUAUCCAAGCAAGUUAAAAACGAGGUGCCAAGUUCGUGGGAUCCCGCUGCCCUCACCGAGUUCAUCGAAAAAUACGGUACUCAUAUUGUUGUUGGGGUAAAGAUGGGAGGCAAAGAUGUAGUUCACCUAAAGCAGUUACAAAAUUCACAACUUCUGCCGAAUGAAGUGCAGAACUUGUUAAAGCAAUUAGCCGAUGAGAGAUUCUCUAAAGAUGUAAAUACAAGUUCAGUUUCCGACCUAACCGAAUCAUCAGGAAAAACAAAGAAAGAGCACUCUAUGCCAUUGGAUGUCCAUAAUGCAUUGGCUGUGCCAAUUAGGCCGCCUGUCACUUACUCUUUUAAAAAUGAUAUAUUAGGCAUUUGUAUCCGAAGCGGUGGCAUUGACAUUGGUCAAAGCCAUAACGCAUGGCUUUCAACUGUAUCACAGUCGCCUAAUGUUGUAUCAAUGUCCUUUGUGCCAAUAACUUCGCUCUUAGGUGGGGUCCAAGGAAAUGGAUUUCUAAGCCACGCAGUGAAUCUAUACCUUAGAUAUAAACCGCCCAUAGAAGAACUCCAUCAGUUCUUGGAGUUUCAACUACCGCGGCAAUGGGCUCCAGUGUACGGGGAUUUUCCUCUCAGUCUUAGGCACAGAAAACAUUCGUCCCCGUCGCUUCAGUUCACUUUUAUGGGCCCUAAGCUUUAUGUUAACACCAUGAAGGUUGACUCAGGAAGCCGACCAGUAACAGGACUCCGCCUAUAUCUAGAAGGCAAAAAAAGCAAUCUACUGGCAAUCCAUCUCCAGCAUCUUUCUACUCUUCCCGAAAACCUUCAAAUCACAGAGGAUCAUGGUUAUGAUCCCCUUGACGUUCCAGUGGAACGGGGCUACAUCGAACCAGUCAAGUGGAGCAUAUUUUCGCAUGUGUGCACAGCCCCGGUGCAGUGCAGUGGUGCCUGCAUUGAUGAUCCUGCUUCCAUUGUGACAAAGGCCUGGUUUGAAGUUAAAGUUAUUGGAAUAAGGAAAGUUUUAUUCUUGAGGCUUGGAUUUUCGACUGUGGCAUCUGCCAAGAUCCGGAGAUCGGAAUGGGAAGGAACUUCAAACACAUCUCAGAGAUCAGGUUUUCUCUCGGUAUUGAUCAGCACAAGGUUUAGUGCUGGAUUAAAUCAAUCUGAGAGGCCAGCAAAAGUGGAUUUGAAUUCAGCCAUCUAUCCCGGGGGUCCACCUUUGCCUCCAAGGGCCCCAAAAAUGGCAAGCUUCAUAGAUACCAAGGAAAUGGUGAGAGGUCCAGAGGACCCGCCCGGAUAUUGGGUGGUCACAGGAGCAAAGCUCUGUGUUGAGAGUGGCAGAAUUUCUAUCAAAGUGAAAUAUUCAUUGCUGACCAUAAUGUCAGAGGACUCUAUGCUGUUUAUGUAGGAGAAAAAUGAACAAAGUAAACCACACGGAGUAGAAGUUACGAGUUUUAUUUUGUUCUAUUUUUUAUUGAAUCAUGUACAUUCACUAGUAAAAUUUGUUUUAGAAAGAGAGAUUGGCACGACGGUGUUAUGGUGUGGCAAUUUUGAUUGAGCAUACUGACUUGUGGGAACUUACAACUCGACGAGCUAUCUAGGCAGUGUGUGUGUGUGUAUUCCUUUUUUAGUGGAAUAGAUGAAAACCUCCCAUUAAAGCAAAUUGAGACGAAAGGAAGAUUGUUUACCAUUUUGUGGAGAGAAAUAUCAAUGGUGGCGAAGUCGGGAAGACUGUUUCCUUAA